Molecule: messenger RNA, 1405 nt
Organism: Cuscuta campestris
Lineage: Eukaryota; Viridiplantae; Streptophyta; Magnoliopsida; Solanales; Convolvulaceae
Source: the annotation of a GenBank genome assembly
GGGAGGGAGUGCUAAAAUGUACAUGUGCACAUUAGCAUAGUCAUCCCUCUCGCCGUAUACACUGUCUCGCCGGGUACAAUCUAGGUUUUCAUCCCCGUUUGAACUCUGAACCUGCCCUUACUCGCCGAGAUAUAGCCAUAGCCAUAGCCAAUCCAUCUAGGGUUCAGUCGAACUGGACUGGGUGAACCCUCUGGUACGCCCCCUCCAUUGCAGUCUCUCUGAUCGUCUCCCUGCCGAAACCCUAAUUUCUCUCUGCACUGCCAAUGCCAUCGCACCCUUCUUUUUCUUCUCAUUGCUUAUUUCUUCGUCAGUAGGAUACGCAUUCGGUUUUAUCUGCUCGGAAUUGGAAGAUGGACAUUGAAGAGAGGCAAGCGGAGCACAUAGAGUACUUCGUGAAGCAAGCGUCUGCCCUCAAAGGCCCCGCGCUGGCCUCCGUAGUCGUGGAGGCCACUUCUCAUCCAUCGCUUUUUGCCUUCUCGGAGAUUCUCGCCGUUGGCAACGUUCUAGAGCUUGAAGGAACUGAGAGUUCUGUUUACCUCGAAUUGCUUCGCACUUUUGCCCAUGGAACAUGGACCGAGUACAAAAGUAUUGCUGAAAGGCUUCCUCAAAUGGUGCCCGAUCAAGUGCUCAAGUUGAAGCAACUAACUGUGCUUACACUGGCUGAGUCGACCAAGGUGCUUCCCUAUGAUUUACUCAUGAAUGAGUUGGAUGUCACAAAUGUCCGUGAGCUUGAGGAUUUUCUCAUUAAUGAUUGCAUGUAUGUGGGCAUAGUUAGGGGAAAGCUGGACCAGUUGCGUAGAUGCUUUGAGGUGCAAUUUGCUGCAGGGAGGGAUCUCAGGCCUGGUCAAUUAGGGAGCAUGUUACAUACGCUAACAGAUUGGUUGACUAUUUCUGACAAUCUUCUCAUAUCAAUUAAAGAGAAGAUCAAAUGGGCUGAUACAAUGAGUGAGAUGGGCACAAAGCACAAGAAGGAAAUGGAAGAAAAGAUUGAAGAAGUAAAGAAGUCAAUGUCCUUCAAGAAGUUACCAACAAGCAGGCGGACAUCAGCUACAGAGGGCACGAGGAGAUGUACCCUGAACCUGUUGGAGUGAUGGAUUUUGAGGAAGAUCGAAGCCGGCCCAAGAGGAGAAGACACCCUCAUCACCCACUUGGGUAAAGAAGGGGACACGUGGAUCAGUGCGGAGUUUGGUUUAGUCGGGCUGAUUUUUGUCCAUCAGCUAUGCCAAUAGUGUGCAUGAUUGCCUCUUUGAGAGAGGCAUUGCCUGCUUGAGAUUUGAACUCGCGAAACAGAUUUUUAGACUUGGGAAGUGUUGACUGUGUAUGAUUUUUGUUCUCAAACCUCUCAUUGACAUCUCUUUUUAUUUUUGUUGGCAAGAACAUGUUCUCUGACAAUGGCUGACUUGUU